Messenger RNA from Adineta ricciae, 1251 nucleotides. Lineage: Eukaryota; Metazoa; Rotifera; Eurotatoria; Adinetida; Adinetidae. The record is from the annotation of a GenBank genome assembly.
AUGUUAUCUAUUAGAUCAGAUCGAUUUUUGAAUGCGAUACCAGGUGUCACUGAUGAACAAUUUAAACAUAGUCAAUUCCUUAAAUUUUACAAUCAAACCGAAAAAUGCCCUUCAUCAGAUUCCGUGAUAGACGGAUUGAUCGGUUUAGGGAUUAUAAAUGAUCGUUCACACGCGAUUUUAACAGCCAUUGAAACUGAACCUGAUUCCUAUAAUAUUAUCAAAGUAUAUUCAUCUGAUUUUUAUCUUGGCUCGAAAAAAUUCUAUAAAUAUAUUAAUGAAGAACUCAUGAAUGACAAUGAAGAUACGUUAGGAAAGUUAAUGCCGUUUAUUCGUCGAGCUACAAGUCAAAUUAAUCAUCAUGAUAUUGAUAGAGGUGGUAUUUUGUAUCGUGGCAUGAAUUUGAAUGAAGAACAACGUAACUUUUUUUCUAUUGGAAAACUAUUUCGAUUUCCUGGAUUCACAACUACAACGGAAAAUAUUGAUGUUGCCAGACGAUUCGGUGAUACAUUGUUUGAAAUACACGUAAAUGCACCAUGCCAUCAAGUGGUACAUAUGGCUCAUAUUUCAUAUUACAAAGACGAAGAAGAAUGGUUGUUUUCUCCUUAUUCACGUUUUCAAGUAAAAGAAAUAAUUGAGGAAUUCAUUAUUUUACAAUCUGUUGAUAAUUUAGCAUCUAUUGAAGAUGAAUAUUAUGUAAGUGAUAGUGAACAGAGCAUUUCAUAUGACUGCAGCAUAAGUGAUACACGCAGUGCUGAAUAUCCAACAAGUGAUACUCGUAACGAAUUUUCAGAUUACGAACAACGAAGUUAUUCACAACAAACAGAAGACAGCUAUACAAGAGAUGAUCAACGAAUAGAUGUAUACGAUAGUAGAGACGAUAUUUCCGUCCGAACAUCAGAUUCUCCAUUAUAUGUUAAUCAGAACACUGCGUUCGAUGAAGAUUUCGAAUAUGCUAAUAAUGAUAAUCGUAAUCAAAACUACUUUUCAAAUUACAUCGACAAUAAUUUUGAGGGCGAUGACGUGACAUAUGAUGGAAGAAGUUUUGAACAAACUGUCUCAAUUGGCAACGAUGGAAUAUCUACAGAUGAUAGUCAAUACAGUUCGCUUACUUCUUUGUCUUAUUCAUUGAAUUGUAUGAGAAUGAUAUCUAACUGCUUUUGCUGUUUCUUAUGUAUGCCACGAUCCACACUUCCUUCAAGCCAAACAAGCUCUUCGUCAACUCAUUCUGAUACAAGUGUAUCCUCUUUUUAA